Molecule: messenger RNA, 1212 nt
Organism: Cladocopium goreaui
Lineage: Eukaryota; Dinophyceae; Suessiales; Symbiodiniaceae
Source: the annotation of a GenBank genome assembly
AUGCCUGCAGCAGUUCAGGCACAGGUCAAGACCGAGGUCGUCGAGGAUGUGGAGGAUCAGCCUGACUUUGGCGGGGAGGAGGAGCCCCAAGCAGAGCCACAAGCUGACCCACAAGCCAAGACAGAGGCUGGUGGCGAUGUUGAGAUGAAAGUGGCAGGUGUGGCCAAGAAGGAGGAGUUGGACGAGAAGGCGAAGGGUGAGCCUCGUGCUGAUGCUCUACAUCUCUCAGGUGUGAAUCGACUUACUCGAACACACCUGGCCGAGGUCUUUGCCUCUAAGAGGUUGCCAGCUUUCCAACGUGUCGAAUGGAUUGCCGAUGACAAGUGCGUGGUGGUUUUUGCUAACAAGCAGGCUGCCGCCGAGUCCCUCAAUGCAGCGUUGGAUGGAUUUGAAGAGGGGCGGGACAAGCCAGGGCCGGGACUGUGGCGUGCCAUCCGUGGUUACAUGGACUUUCGCCAGGCCACAGUGUUGGAUGUGCCCUCGGCCAAUUUCAAAAAGCAACACCGGGCAGGACGCCAGGUGCGGGACUACCGCUUCUGGGAAGCGGCCAAGGACAUCGACAAGAGCAUCAUGGAGGGCCUGGAGCAGAAGGGCAUCAAGCGUGACGCGCCCUCUGGAGAAGAUGCGAUUGCAGCGGCUGUGUAUGCCAAUCAGUUGGGAGAGGCCCCACGCAAGAAGCGACGCAAGAUGCCUGCUGGAGAAGGCGACUUGGACGAGCCGGAACCUGAAGCUCCAGAGUUGUUGGAGCAGAUGGCGCAGAAGGACAAAGAGUUGUUGGGACUCAAGGCUGAGGUCGAAGAAUCUCCGGCACCCGUUGCAGAGACGGGCGAGAAUGAAGCUGUGGCUGCGGUCUGCGAAGUGGUGGCUCAGGAGAAGUGGGAAGACAGUUGGUUCGCACAGCAGGCCAAAAACGCAGGCCGAAGAACUGGAGAAGAAGCUUGGGGACGUCAUGCGCAGGCAGAUGACUUGGAACCGCGUGAAGAUGCUGGGCCGACAGGCUCGCGGCGGGAUGUGCGCGACGCUCCCAGGAGAAGAGGUCGAGAUCAGGACUGGAGGCACGACCAGUUCCAAGAUAUGGAUCGGCCUCGCGUGAGCCGUGCGGGACUUGGGCGGACUUGGGCAGAGUUGUGUUUGGAACUGCUCCAGGCUGAAAGAAAGGGGAACAUUGGGAACAUGCCCAAUCUUUCUGGGUGUCAAGGUCUAUUGAGCUGA